UUAUAAACUAUAUUUGAACCAUACAAAAUGAACAAGAUUAUAAUUGUUGCCGUUCUAGUGGCCAUUGGCUACCAGUGCUGUCUGGCCGAUGAAGAGGCUCGUAAAGCAUGGAUGGAGUUCCACAAAGAGAUGAAAGCCGGUGUCUGUAAGCCUGAGACCACUGACAACGCACUGCUCGGCAAACUCGCCGACUGUAAGAAGAAUUUCUAUAACAUUCCCGCCGACAAAAUGGCUGAGCAUGAGGCCAAGUAUACUGAGAUGAUGAAGGAUUGCGUAAAAGACGACGAAGUGAAAGCGUACACCAAGGUCGAUUUGACCAACAACAUCAACAAGUUCGUUUUGAUGAGUUGGUGUGGGGAGGGCUUCCAGAAAUGUAUGCACGAGAAGUAUCAAAAGGCUAAGGAGGCUAAGACCGAGGAAAAGGCCGACCCCGACCACAAACACCACCCAACCGCUGAACAAAAGACUGCAUUUAAGACCUGCCUCAAGAAUGCCAUUAAAGUCUAAAUAAAUUUUUAAUUAUUUAAAUUCAAAAACCAUUUUAAAUUUCAAUAAACAUUAAAACCCUAUAAUUGUAUUGCUAAUAUUAUUUAUAAUUUUCUUAGUAAAAGUUAUAAUUAUAUAAACUACUAAACAUUUUUAUAAAAAUAUAAAUUAUCUAAACAUGUUUUCAAAAUUAUUAUUUUUAUUCUAUAAUUAUUUACUAAUAAAUGUGAUUCCGCAAAAU
This is a messenger RNA of Oppiella nova, 727 nucleotides long. Lineage: Eukaryota; Metazoa; Arthropoda; Arachnida; Sarcoptiformes; Oppiidae. The record is from the annotation of a GenBank genome assembly.